AUGGCGAGAAGUCGUCAAAUGACCGCGGCCAACCGCGAUACCAGCCGCAAUGAGCGAGAGCUCCCUCCAUUCCCCGCAAAGCAGAUGUUUGUUCUAGCCUGCUGCAGAAUAUGCGAACCGAUUGCAUUCAUGUCCAUCUUCCCCUACAUUUACUACAUGAUCCAGGACUUCAACAUCACAGAUGACACCAACAAGAUUUCAGUAUACGCCGGCAUGGUCACUUCUGCAUUUACUUUGGCCGAAUUCUCUACUGGUGUUCUCUGGGGACGACUGAGCGACAAGAUUGGCCGAAAGCCUGUCCUUCUCUUUGGUCUGCUUGGAACUGCUUUGAGUGUUUUGGUCUUUGGUUUUGCGCCUAGCCUUCCCGUUGCUCUCUUUGCGCGCGCUCUGGGUGGUCUCCUCAAUGGUAACAUUGGAGUUCUCCAGACUACCGUUGCUGAGCUUGUUACUGUUAAGGAACAUCAGCCACGUGCUUAUACUAUCAUGCCUAUGGUUUGGUGCAUUGGAUCUAUCGUUGGACCUAUGAUUGGAGGAGCUCUCGCCCGACCAUGCAUUAGCUACCCCGAGAUCUUCGCCCGUGGAACCAUCUGGGACCGAUACCCUUACCUCCUUCCUAACCUCUUCAGCGCAUGCACUGUUUUCUUUGGAGUCAUCAUUGGACUUUUGUUCCUUGACGAGACCCACGCCGAGAAGAAGCAGCAGAGGGAUCGUGGACGAGAGAUUGGAGAUUACGUUGCCAGCUGGUUCGGUGGUGUCAGCAAGUGCAACGGACGAGGACGCUCUCCCGAGAAGCAGGCUCUUCUUGAUGGAAAGCACCACGUUCAGUACCUUUCCACCGGCGCUCGCCCUGGCUCUGCUCACUCCGACGACGAGGCUCUUCCUGCUUACCGUAGCCAGGAGAGCUCUCCCCGACUUUCUCCUCAGGCCGACACACGAUCUCUGGUUGACGCCCCAUUGGAGCCUGUCCUGGAGCGCAAGCCCACCAAGCCCAAGACUUUCACCAAGCCUGUUAUCAUGAACAUCAUUUCUUACGGCAUUCUCGCAUUCCACACUAUGACUUUCGACCAGCUUUUCCCCGUCUUCCUGAGCACCAAGCGACCCGAGCACCCCGUUCACGACCUUCCCUUCAAGUUCACCGACGGAUUCGGCCUCGAGACCAAGAUGAUCGGUGUCAUCAUGUCCGUUCAGGGACUGUACUCUCUCUUCUCCAACUACCUUAUCGUCCCUCCUGUCACCCGACGACUUGGUUCUCUCCGACUCUUCCGAAUGCUCGCUUUCUCUUACUUUGCGCUCUACCUGGUCACCCCCUACCUGGUACUUCUUCCCGACUCCAUGAGAAUGCCAGCUAUUUACCUCCUGGUUAUCUGGAAGUGCACCUUCUCCACCAUGGCUUACCCCAGCAACGCCAUCCUGCUCGCCAACUCGGCCCCCUCUAAGCAGGUUCUCGGCACUAUCAACGGCAUUGCGGCUUCAACUGCGAGCUUGUGCCGUGCUCUGGGCCCUACCCUAUCUGGACUCCUCUACUCUUGGGGUCUCCAGACUGGCUACUCUGGACUGGCUUGGUGGUUCAGCGGACUGAUCACUAUUGUUGGAGCUUACCUCAGUUCUCAGAUCACUGAGGGUGGUCCUCAGGAAGACACCGUGCUGCCCGAGGAGGACCCCCUCCUGGACGACAGCCUCUACGCCGACUACGACGAGGAGGAGAGCGUUUAA
Molecule: messenger RNA, 1713 nt
Organism: Fusarium coffeatum
Lineage: Eukaryota; Fungi; Ascomycota; Sordariomycetes; Hypocreales; Nectriaceae
Exons: 4
Coding region: 1-1713 (570 amino acids)
Biological process (GO): transmembrane transport
Molecular function (GO): transmembrane transporter activity
Source: RefSeq, a predicted model, not a curated record